Messenger RNA from Suillus subaureus, 364 nucleotides. RefSeq lists its product as uncharacterized. The record is from RefSeq and is a predicted model, not a curated record. The transcript has a single exon. Lineage: Eukaryota; Fungi; Basidiomycota; Agaricomycetes; Boletales; Suillaceae. Bases 18 to 341 code for a protein of 107 amino acids.
CGUCCCAUGGUGGGCUCAUGUCGUGCUUUUUCUUUGCUGUGUAUCUCCUCAGCACACCAAUGGCAAUACAAAACCAACACAGCAGCAGCAACAGCAAUGCCAGCCACAAGGCCCAGCCCAGCCUGAGGCAUCAUUGUCGCAGACUCAGUCUGCUGCCGCCUCGACGUCCGUGGCACCUCCUGCUCCUGCGACUAGCCCUACUCCACCAAAUGCUGCAAACAUGCAGUCACGACCCCUUCUAUCGCGGGUUCGCCUUGUGCUUUUCCUUUGUUGUACGUCUCCCCCACAUGCCGAUGGUCAUUAACGCAGCAUGUGUACAACUAUCUUAUAAAUGUAUCUAGUUCUUUUGUACACUAUUUUCUCU